AUGUGCGACAACCCUGCUUCCUUCUUCCGCGAGAUUCAGCAUAAUUGGAGGAGGUACGGGAUCUCUCGGGUGCAAGUGUUGAAGAUUCUUUCCGCCGCCGAGGGCAUUCUUGAGGCAUGGCCAUCCAGUCGCACCAGCCCAUGGCUCAUAGUGCCAUGGAUCGAUAUUCUCGGUGUCGCCUCAAGUGAAUACGCACAUGAUUUUUUGCUCGACAGGUUAAGAACUUUGGAUGCAGCUGGGCAGGUUUCUGUGGAGUACAACACCUAUCUGCUCACGGCUGUCCUAUCAGAUGACCUUUUUGGGAUCGAUGGCAAAUUCUUCGAAAUAGUGAAUGAGGAAGAUUCGGCAUUGUUUCACAACCCCAAGUGUGAUUUGAAAGAGGUUGUGAUCGGGAGCUUGGAGAUGACCUUGGAGGUUUUGCGAACUCGAGAAAUCAACCCGAACCUCCGGACAUUCUCCUACAACGGCUAUACGAUAAACGGCGACACACCUGCAGCAUUCCACGUCAGUCCGACAGAGGCAGCCGCAAGACUGUUGCUAGCCGCCAAUGUAACACACUGUAUCCAAGGCCUCAUAGCCCCCGUGAUCAACAAGCUCUUGGAUCUGGGUGCCGAUUUGUCUAAGCGCACAAGGUUCACUAUCUGCCCUGUCUACCAACAUGAAAUGAAAGGGAUAUUUGAGUUCAGCUCUCAUGGAUGGUCGUCCAUUGCAUGUGCAGAGAUUGUCGACGCAAUCCAUGGUGGUGGGCUUUUCGUCGAGACCGACACUGCAACCCUGCUCGCACUCGCCCGCCGUAUGUUUUAUCAUCGAGAUGAUUUGUCCGACUCCGAAAAGGAUUAUGUCAGGAGGCUCCGGAAAACGAAGUUUCGGGUAACUCGCAUUAUCUAUAUUUCUCGGGAUUAUAACUGCUUCGACACCACCGACUCCACGUACACAGAUUCUCUGGCUCAUAGUCUCAAGCGCAUAGUUAUGAUUGAAGACGCGAAAUUCUAUCUUAUGGAAAUUGAUAAGCUGAUGGAAUCUAUGCAAAACAAUCUGGAACGUCGGAAGCGAAGGGAUUUGGUCAAAAAAUUUAUUGCUGAAGACAUUGCCUGGAGUUGGAGUGAUGAAAGGACUCGUCGACCACAAAAGUAUGUGGAUCGCCGGGAGCCACUUGAAGAUGUGUCCAGACAGUCAAAGACCUUGCACAAUCAACUGGAAUUUCUUGAAGAUGAUUCAUUUUCAGACGACGAUUCAAGCCUUUUCUGA
Messenger RNA from Podospora pseudocomata, 1248 nucleotides. RefSeq lists its product as uncharacterized. The transcript has a single exon. The record is from RefSeq and is a predicted model, not a curated record. The coding region runs from base 1 to 1248 and encodes 415 amino acids. Lineage: Eukaryota; Fungi; Ascomycota; Sordariomycetes; Sordariales; Podosporaceae.